AAAUGCACCAAGUGCCCAGAUGAUCAAUUUCCAAAUGAGGACCGAGUCCAAUGUAUCCCCAAAAGAAUAAGCUUCCUGUCCUUUGAGGAAGAUCUGGGCAUCAUCCUGGCCUCCUUUGCUUUACUCUUGUUUCUAGCCACAGGCCUUGUUUUAACCAUAUUCAUUAAAUACCUAGAAACUCCCAUUGUCAAAGCCAACAACCGGGACCUCUCCUUCAUCCUCCUGGUCUCCCUCAUACUCUGCUUCUUGUCCUCUAUUUUCUUCAUUGGCCGACCAAGGAAAGCCACCUGUCUUCUCCGACAAACAGUGUUCAGCAUUGUCUUCUCAGUAGCCGUGUCUUCUGUGUUGGCUAAAACAAUCACAGUGGUGCUGGCCUUUCUGGCAACAAAACCGGGCAACAGUGUGAGAAGAUGGUUGGGGAAGAGCUUGGCCAACUACAUCACCCUUUCUUGUUCUGGUGUCCAAACUUUCAUCUGUGCCAUAUGGCUGGGAGUUUCUCCCCCAUUUCCUGAUUCUGACCUCCACUCCCAGCCAGAAGUGAUCAUCCUUCAAUGCAAUGAAGGCUCACUCACCAUGUUUUAUGUUGUCCUUGGAUACAUGGGUUUCCUAGCUGCCAUUUGCUUCACUGUAGCUUUCCUGGCCAGGAACCUGCCUGGGGCCUUCAACGAAGCCAAGCUGAUCACCUUCAGCAUGCUGGUCUUCUGCAGUGUCUGGGUCUCCUUCCUGCCCACCUACCUGAGCACCAAAGGGAAAUACAUGGUGGCUGUUCAGGUCUUCUCCAUCUUGGCCUCUGGUGCUGGACUCCUGGGCUGCAUCUUCUUCCCCAAAUGCUACAUUAUCAUCCUGAGAUCAGAGCUAAAUACUAAGGAACAUUUAAUGAUAAAAGUAGGAAAAUGAUAAUGAAAUUGUUUCUUAGAUUUGUAUCAUUUAAUUAUUUAUUGCAAUUAUUACUGACUUGUAUGCUUCCUUUGCAUUUAAUUGACAAUUAGGGUUAUUUAAAACAAAGCUAAUAAAAACAUUAAGAGUGUCAGAUUAAUCAAAUUAAAAUCCAAAAUAAUUUCAAACAUUAAACAAGUGAUUUAUAAUUAAUAUUUGUGUUUUAAACUAUUUGUUGUCCUCCUUUUCCUCGGAACACUCAGAUGAGCUAAUACAUAUAUUAAAUGACAAAUAAUAUC
Molecule: messenger RNA, 1175 nt
Organism: Pantherophis guttatus
Lineage: Eukaryota; Metazoa; Chordata; Lepidosauria; Squamata; Colubridae
Source: RefSeq, a predicted model, not a curated record